AUGCGUAUGACCUCACCUGCCCAUUCUAAGACUGGGAGAACCGGAAUCAGUGAGCCAGACUUGGAUUGUGAGCUCCAGAAACUUCGUCAGAAUCUCGAGAGCGUCAUCGACAAGUACAGCUUUGUGGAACUCUUGGAGAUUACUUGCAACUUCAAGAGAACAGUCCGGAUCAAGCUACGCGACCAGGAACAGAAGAAAGCUCACAACGACGCCGCAGCACUAUCUAACCUCAGAGGAAACUUUGCCUGGUCGUGA
Molecule: messenger RNA, 255 nt
Organism: Anthostomella pinea
Lineage: Eukaryota; Fungi; Ascomycota; Sordariomycetes; Xylariales; Xylariaceae
Source: the annotation of a GenBank genome assembly